This is a messenger RNA of Auxenochlorella protothecoides, 522 nucleotides long. RefSeq lists its product as hypothetical. NCBI's taxonomy places the organism in Eukaryota, Viridiplantae, Chlorophyta, Trebouxiophyceae, Chlorellales, Chlorellaceae. The record is from RefSeq and is a predicted model, not a curated record. The transcript is spliced from 2 exons. Bases 1 to 522 code for a protein of 173 amino acids.
AUGCUGAGUACGGGCGCGGCCUGGGCAGACAGCGACGCGGGAGGGGGACCCCCGGUGCCCCCUCCCCCCUUUUCCCCUGCUGUGACCCAGCAGCGUCCCUCGCCUGCCACCCUCUUAGAUCAGGCCGCUGGCCUGACACCUGAGCAGCCCUCUGCACCUCCCUUGGUGGAUCCCCCCUCUGCAUCGGGGUCAAAGGCCGAGACUUCAGGCACCAGCGCGGUGGCACCACCUGAGGCUGUGACCCCAACCCCGGCAGAGGAAACCCCAAAGCCCAGCAAGAAAAGGAGGCGGUCACGCCUGGGUGAGCUCCAAGAGAUACGGCAACAGCUCGCUCAGCGGGAGCUCGAGCUGCUCUCCAAGGAGAGAUCGCUGUCGGCGCGGGACCAGGACAUCUCCGUCCUGCAGGAGGAGCUGGAGAUCGAAAGGAAGCUGCGAGCCCUGCUGACAAAGGACAAGGAGAAGGCGGAGGAGGAGGCUGCACUGGCCUUUGGCCUCUGCACCGGCACCAGCAUGCUGCCAUGA